AUGCACGUCUGUCAAUACAGAGGGAAAGAUCACCUCUGUUUCUUCCAGGGAAUCCAACAGAAUGGAUACUGCAGAGGUCACGGUGUCAUCAUGGACGAGCAUUAUCAUAUUGUCAAGACCGUUGUCCCCGGCGGAGGAAUGGCUGCCAGCGACAUGCACGAGUUCAAACUCAUAAAUAACGGCAAGACAGCCUUGAUGACUGUCUACCAGCAACGACAGUUCGACAUGAGUAUUUGGAACGUCAAAGGCGGCAUGGGCUGGCUGAUGGAGAGCGUCUUCCAAGAAGUAGACGUGGAAACCAACAAGGUUCUGUUUGAAUGGAGAUCGCUCGAUCACGUCGACCCGUCUGUCAGCUAUACAUACCCUGGCCAUACGGAUACGUCAGGCACCGGGCUGGAACCGCGCUCCCCCUGGGACUACUUUCAUAUCAACUCUGUCGAUAAGAACGCAGAUGGGGACUAUCUCAUCUCCUCACGCCACACAUGCGCAAUCUAUAAAAUAUCAGGCAAGGAUGGAUCCGUAUUAUGGCAACUACAUGGCGCAAACCCAUCUUUCAAGAAUAUCAACUUCAGCUUCUCGCAACAACAUGAUGCCCGGUGGCUCACCGAGAACGGAACACAUACCUUGCUGUCAUUGUACAACAACGGAUUCAACGGCUUCAACAGGACGCAUGACUAUUCAUCAGGCAUGCUGAUAUUGAUUAAUCAUGUGGAUCAGACAGCCACGCAGUUACACGAAUAUGGCCCCCAAAACCACGACAUGAUCAGCUCCAGUCAGGGUAACAUGCAAGUUCUACCGAACGGAAAUGUCUUUAUAGGCUGGGGGAACAAUGCCUACGUUUCCGAACAUGAUGCGGAGGGGAACCUGCUUCUAUGGGGCUACAUUGACAAAGGCCGAAUCAUGAACUACCGCGCCCAGAAGUUCCAUUGGGAGGGCAACCCAACAGAUAUCCCGGCUCUCUGGACCUAUUCCAAGACGACUGACGCCGCCUCGCCCACUACCUUCUACGUCAGCUGGAAUGGCGCCACGCGCGUGAAGCACUGGCGAUUCUACGGCUUGAACAACUCCACCGAUAACUACACGCUCAUACAUCAGUCGCCAAAAGACGGGUUUGAGACCUCGUACACGGCAUCUGAAUUCUAUCGCUUCACAUAUGCGGAGGCUAUCGACGCGCAGGGAAAGGUUCUCGGCAAGUCACGCGAGCAGUUUACCUUUACUCCUUCGCCUGCUCUCCAGGAGUAUUGCAGCGACACGACCUGCGAGAACACGCAGGCGUAUGGAGUCCCCGGCGAGGAGGACGCAAAGGCGAUAAUCCCUCAGAUUGGCCUUAAUACGGUUCCUUGGGUAGAUCCUGAUCAACCAGGAGUUCAUCUCAACUGGGGAAACAAGUGGCCCCCUGCACCCGAAAAUGAGCCUUCGGGUGCCCUGAAGAAUGCUUAUAACCGGGUUGGAUGGGUCGCACCGUCCUUAGGCAUCAUUCUGACUGUCGUCGCCAUCUAUGUGGUGGUUCGUGUGUAUAGAAGACGCCCGAACUCCAGCGGCAUGCGGCGGAGGUCGUCCGAAGCGCUUGGGGCCAAAGAGUCGAAAGCUUCAUUGCGCGUUUCGAGUUUACUGUGGUGGAGCCCGCGUCGCUGGAGGCAAACUGAGCCAGCACGCUACUUUCCAUUAUCGGAGGAACAAGGGCGCAUACGCUGA
Molecule: messenger RNA, 1695 nt
Organism: Aspergillus calidoustus
Lineage: Eukaryota; Fungi; Ascomycota; Eurotiomycetes; Eurotiales; Aspergillaceae
Source: the annotation of a GenBank genome assembly